Peronospora matthiolae is the source of this 525-nucleotide messenger RNA. The record is from the annotation of a GenBank genome assembly. NCBI's taxonomy places the organism in Eukaryota, Oomycota, Peronosporomycetes, Peronosporales, Peronosporaceae.
AUGGCGCAAGUGUUCCAUUGGAAGGCGCUUAAGAAUUUGCUAACGAGCGACCCCGAGCUACGGAUACUGAAGACCAAGCUGAUCGGAGAAAUCCAAGGCCCCACAUAUCCUUUAAAGGCGGCACCUUAUCCGCUGAGAGGGAUCAACGCGAUCGUCCAGAUACUACAGGAUGCUGGAUACGUCGCUGGGGCAUCCGAUGCGAACAAAUUGCUGGAAUGCGAUCAGGAUCAGAUGAUCCAUGCGUUUCGAUCGCUGUGCGACAAGCUAAUUACUCUGACGGAAAAGUGCGAAUCCGCGGAUCAAGCGGCUGCCACGAUCGCCGAUAUCCCGAGUGAGUAUCAUACCGGAUCGUCACAAUAUGCCUCGGCGGAAUCAGAGAUGGAGUCGGACGAUUCCGUCGGCACCCAGCGAAUGUCUCUAGGCCCAAGUGGUGCAGCACAUCUACGUGAUCGAGUCGAGUCGGUGAAGCUGAACUCGCGAUCGAAGGCCACAGGCGCUAAAGAGGAGUUGACGACUACUACGUAA